UGCUGCCACCAGGCCAUGAUGCAGCUCCGCUCGUCCUGUGCUGACCUGAGUGAGGAGGAGAAGGUGGUGGCCAAGCUGGACGUGGAGCUCUUCAACUGCCAGGCCAGCGCCGAGGGUCGCCGGACAUACCCCUGCACCCCAGACACGGAGGAGCCUCAGGAGCGGCCGAGACUGGAGACCCCCAUCUACCACAGCCUGCAGCACCCGGCGCUGGAUGAGACCCUCUUCUCCGGCAAGCAGCACUGGGUGGCCCAGCUCAUGGAGGACAUCACCCAGCAGAUGGGGAAUGUGAGCGGCCGUGGAGCCCCGGGGCUCCUGGAAGGGUGCCGGGUUGUCCUGUCCGACCUCCACCACGCGCAGGAAAGAGCUCAGGAUGUCUAUUCCCAACUAGAGAGCGACCUGGCCCUUCUCCUGGCCCAGCAGCACCGGAUGGAGGAGGUGAUGGAGAAGCUGCGGCAGGUCAACCAGAGCCUGGGGCUGAUGCUGGCGGCUAUGGAGGGAGCCCAGAGCCAGGUGGAGAACCAUCUGCAGCACCUCCGUGCCAUCCUUGACUCAGCUGGUCGGAGCCCAAGUGCCAUCUCCACCUGCAUCUUAUACGGCUCCUACAUUCUGCUACUGGUCAUGCUACUGGUGCCCACGCCACCCCGUACCAUCAUCCUCCUCCUCUUUCUUGCCUCCAGUGUCCUCAGCGAGCUCCUCAGCAUCCCGGCGCUCUCUGCUCUCCUGGCCCUUGCCGUGGCAGCUGCCUAUCGUGGUGCUGGGGGAGCCUGGCUGGUGCUUCGCCAGGAGAAGCCCCAUCGCCAGCUCACCUCCACCCCGGACAGGGAGCACGAAGUGGAGCUGUUGCAGGAGGAGCUGGCCAGGAUGGAGAUGAGCUGCCUGCAAGAGCCCUUGUGCCUGGAGCAGCCCCCAGCGAUGGCGGGGGACCUUCCCGGCUUAGCAGGGCGGGUGCUACCUGUCCCUGGUAGCUGGAGGACAAAGCUGAGCUCACGUGAGUGGGAGAAGGCCAGGGGUGGUGCCAACAGCGCUUGUGGGGACAUGAUGUCCAAGGAGGACUUACGGGUGGAGAGGGUGUCCUCCAAGGAUGGAUGGUCAAGGCACAAAUCCUAUAUGACCCACAUGUCCCCAUGGGACAAGGGACACCUGGAAGGUCACCAGGGACAGAGGAUGCCCUGCAAGAACCUCUUCUUCCUCCACCAGGUGAUGGUGGAGCCAGCCCUGGGUGCUGGGAAGCAUUGGGAGCCCAAACCCUACAACCUGAGCCAGUCUCUGACCAGCGAUGUGUCCUUGUUGUCCCCACGGUCUCCAUGCCAGGGGCUCACCAGGGCCGGGCAGCGAUGCCGGAAGAAAGCCAUCCCUGGGCAGGACUUCUGCCAUGUCCACACCACCAGUUGA
Molecule: messenger RNA, 1395 nt
Organism: Balearica regulorum gibbericeps (East African grey crowned-crane)
Lineage: Eukaryota; Metazoa; Chordata; Aves; Gruiformes; Gruidae
Source: RefSeq, a predicted model, not a curated record